AUGUCUGAGCAACAAUCGAACGGAACUACCCCCAAGGUCACUGGUCUUAGCGAGCGCACCCGCGCCAAAUGGGCAGCCGCGUCGACGCCAGAGGAAAUCGCGGCCAACCUGCCUCCCAUGCUCGAUUUGACCAUUGAGAACAUCACAGAGAAUGUCAUGAAGAUCAAUUCCAUGUGCGACAACCCUCGCAUGCGGUACCUUAUCUUGAAGUUGAUCCAGGCCGCCCAUGACUACAUCCGGGAUGUUGGCCUUCAAUUCGAUGAAUGGGAGCAAGCGUGGCAGUUCCUAACCAGAGUCGGACAAAUCUCAACCGACGUCCGUCACGAAUUCGUCCUCCUCUCAGACAUCCUGGGUAUCUCCGCUCUCGUCGACGCCCUUUCCUACCCCGCGGUGCCUGGAGCAACCGAAUCUUCAGUGCUCGGUCCCUUCCAUGACGAAGAGGCUCAUUCAUUCGAAUAUGGAGAAUCCAUCACUGCAGAGGGAACCCCCGGAGAGCCCACAAUUGUGCGGGGUUGGAUCAAAGACACAGAAGGCAAUGCCGUGCCCAAGGCAUUGAUCGACGUCUGGGAAACCGACGGCAACGGCGUGUACGACUUGGAGUACGACGGAUCAGAGGACCCCAACUGCCGCGGAAAGAUCUUCUCCGACGAGAGGGGCCACUAUCUCUUCUCCUGCGUCAAGCCCGUCGCAUACCCCAUCUCCAAUGACGGACCCGUCGGAGAGCUCCUGCGCAAGCUCAAGCGUCAUUGGUUCCGUCCUGCUCAUAUGCACUUCAUGGUCGCCCACCCUGAAUACACCAAGCUCAUCACGGCCCUGUACUCCCGCGACAGCAACUUCGUGGAGAGCGACACCGUGUUCGGCGUCAAGAAGAGCUUGAUUGUGGAUUACAACUGGUGCGAGGAUCUGGAGCUGGCUAAGCAGCACAAUGUGGAGCCCAUUGUCAAGACGAUUGACGGACGCGAGUCGAAGGGAUUCUGGCUCUUGGAGCGUGACUUUAUCCUUGUGAAGAAGAGCCCUCCCCCGCCUCGCAAGACUGAGGAUUUGGAGUAG
Molecule: messenger RNA, 1050 nt
Organism: Aspergillus niger
Lineage: Eukaryota; Fungi; Ascomycota; Eurotiomycetes; Eurotiales; Aspergillaceae
Exons: 3
Coding region: 1-1050 (349 amino acids)
Biological process (GO): catechol-containing compound metabolic process
Molecular function (GO): catechol 1,2-dioxygenase activity; ferric iron binding
Source: RefSeq, a predicted model, not a curated record